This is a messenger RNA of Symbiodinium natans, 1230 nucleotides long. The record is from the annotation of a GenBank genome assembly. Lineage: Eukaryota; Dinophyceae; Suessiales; Symbiodiniaceae.
AUGCAGGCUGCCAAGUUGAUUGGGAGCGAAGCCCUCGGCCUGUCUGACAUGGUCUUGAAGGAUAGAGAGAAGGGGUUCAAGCCGCGCUGCGAAUUCACCGUGACGAGCAUUGACACUGCAGUGGUGGAGGGUGAGGUUCUCCGCGGCAGCCUGCUACUUCCCAAAGGUCUGGAAGGGCCCUUCCCCUCUGUACUGAUGCGAACGCCGUAUGGAAGGAAGAGUGAGAUGGGCCAAAGUUUCUUGGCUAGACAGGGCUAUGCCGUGCUUGUCCAAGACACCCGCGGUCGCUUCUCCAGCAGCGGAGAGUUCGUUCCCGUGCAGCACGAACAGAUGGAUGGAGCUGCCACAGUCGCAUGGAUGCGUCAACAGCCAUGGUGCAAUGGCAAGGUCGGUGCUACAGGUGGCAGCUAUCUCGGCUUCACAGCCUGGGCGUGCGUGGACGGGUCGCACCUGGAUGCAAUUGUCCCCAUCAUCACUCAGAGCAACAUCCGCAGCGCAGUCUUCCGGCCUGGUGGUGCAGUCAGCUUUGAGCUUGUGGUGCUGUGGUUCUACCUCGUGCUGCACCUCAUGAAGGAUUUGCAUGAAGACCCCAUGUCCUUGCCGAAGAAGCUUUGGCAUGGGAUGCGCAAGAAGAAGCUGCACAGGGCUUUCAAGUCUUUGCCGCUAGGCAAAGUGGACGAGAUCAUUCUCGGCUCCCAGAACUCGUUCCUCCAGGAUGGGCUCAUUGCCCAUGGGAACGAAGCGAGCCGCUUCUGGGAGGGUAAGGAAAAGCUCUGCAGCUUCGAGCGAGCCAUCCCUCCAUGUCACAUCCUCACCGGAUGGUACGAUUUCUUCCUCGAGGGUGCCCUUGAGGACUUUGCCAAAGCGAGGAGAACUGGAAGCCAGGUCAGCCUGACGAUUGCACCGAUUCACCACUGGAGCCUCCUGGGCUUCCGAAACGUUUACGAAAGGGUGCUGCUAAGCACAUUCGAUACCCACCUCAAGCUCCAAGAUAGGCUCGAAAUCUGGCGCUUGUGUUUGAGCCAUUUCUUCUCUGAUGGUUUGACUCUGAAUGGGAAGCUCGGGCUCCUUGUUAAUCGCCAAGCGCCAUCCCUUAACACCAGCAUGAAGGAUAGCCGGAUAGCACUGAUAGUGGUGAUAGGCGUCAUAGUGCGAAGUGCAACACUGAUGGUACAGUGUGCUGAUGAGAGAAGUGGAAUGGACAACAUGCGGAGUGGGGCAACUAACUAA